Anoplopoma fimbria (sablefish) is the source of this 1425-nucleotide messenger RNA. RefSeq names its product sphingosine-1-phosphate phosphatase 2 (gene sgpp2). Gene Ontology annotation, cellular component: endoplasmic reticulum membrane. The record is from RefSeq and is a predicted model, not a curated record. Gene Ontology annotation, molecular function: sphingosine-1-phosphate phosphatase activity. The transcript has 5 exons. NCBI's taxonomy places the organism in Eukaryota, Metazoa, Chordata, Actinopteri, Perciformes, Anoplopomatidae. The coding region runs from base 113 to 1270 and encodes 385 amino acids. Gene Ontology annotation, biological process: phospholipid dephosphorylation; sphingosine metabolic process.
CCCCUCUGCGCACACCUUUGUCGCAAAGCAGCCGCACCUAUCCUGAGCUCUGCGUCCUGCUCACUGUAUCCACAUCCACAUCCACUCAUUUUGCUCUUUUCCCCCACCUGACAUGCUGAGGCCCCUGGUUUACCUCCACGACUCGGAGCUUGUGGCCCGGUUCCAGAGACGAUGCGGACUCUUCCUCGCUCCAAAUGGCACCCCGGUGCGCACCGACGAACCACGUGGUAGAUGGGACCACCAGGAUACCAAUUCAAACUAUAAUCACAAGGAGAAUGGAUGUGCUGUUAGUACCUGCAGCAGACCUCAGUACGAGGUGAGGAACUGGCUCUUGCACGUCCUCUUCCUGUUCUCGGCCGGCCUGGGCCACGAGUUGUUCUACAUCACCUGUCUGCCGUGCAUCCACUGGAACCUGGACCCGUUCCUGUGCCGCCGCCUCGUCAACAUGUGGACUUUGGUGAUGUACAUCGGUCAGGUGAUGAAGGACUUGCUGAAGCUGCCUCGCCCUCUAUCGCCCCCUGUGGUGAAGCUGGAGAUGCGCGUCGAUGCCGAAUACGGGCUGCCCUCCACCCACGCCAUGGCCGCCACCGCCAUCUCCUUCACGGUUCUGCUGAGCGCUCCGUCCAGGAUACAGUUCCAGUUCGAGGUGGGUCUGCUGAUCGCCCUGACGCUGUCGUCUUUGGUGUGUCUGAGCCGCCUCUACACCGGCAUGCACUCAGUUUUGGAUGUGAUCUGUGGCGCUCUGAUCUCGGCCAUCCUCUUGUUCCUCACCUUCCCGUACUGGGAGGCCUUCGACCGUUUCCAGCUCACCAGCCCCUUCUCCCCCAUCGCGGCCUUGUCCCUGCUCUUCCUCCUCAGCUACACCUACCCAGAGCUGGACCGCUACACCACCACGCGGGGCGACACCACCACCAUACUGGGAGCAUCGGCCGGGUGCUCCGUGGGAUACUGGGUGAACCAGCAGCUGGGGCAGACUUUUGAGCCCCAGGGGUCUCUGCCGGUCCCUCUACCCACACUGACGGCCCAAUCGCUGGCCCUGGGUACCGCCCGGUACCUCGUAGGGGUCGCGGCAUUACUGGGAACCCGGCAGGUCGCAAAAACACUGAGCCUGCAGGUGUUGUAUUCAUGGUACGGAGUGCCUAAAAAUGACAAAAGUGCCCGGAGGAGGAGAGAGAUCGAAGUGCCGUACAAGUUUGUCACAUACACAACUGUUGGACUUGUCAAUUCUAUAUUAGUCAAUAGAGCCUUCAUUCUACUGGGCCUUCUAUGACCCAAUGAUUUGAACCUGUCAUAACACAAAUGUACCUUAUAUUUAUUUAAAUGUGUCAACAAAUGACCCUUUUUUAAUUUUACUUGUAAAGCCAGCUGGGAAUGAUUUACAAAAAUGUAACUGAACAGAAAGCAAUAAAAGGUUUUGCUCGCAUU